AUGAGCAUAGACUUGGGCAUCACCACUGUGGUAACUCUUGCAGCCGUCAAGAGGCCUUCAAUGGCCGUGGACCGCACUCCACAUCAUCGAAUUAUGAAGAAUCACCCCGAAGCUCGAAACAAGACAGGCCUGAGCCUGCAGCUGCCACUGAGGCCGGAGGACGUUGCCGAAAUUAAUAUGGAAGGAGUUCUCUUACCUCCCUUCCUCACCAGA
Molecule: messenger RNA, 213 nt
Organism: Iphiclides podalirius (scarce swallowtail)
Lineage: Eukaryota; Metazoa; Arthropoda; Insecta; Lepidoptera; Papilionidae
Source: the annotation of a GenBank genome assembly